Molecule: messenger RNA, 1521 nt
Organism: Caenorhabditis bovis
Lineage: Eukaryota; Metazoa; Nematoda; Chromadorea; Rhabditida; Rhabditidae
Source: the annotation of a GenBank genome assembly
AUGGACCUACCGGACUCAUCUCAAGAGCAUAUUAUACAUGCUCCGCGACCGUUUCGCCCCAGUCCGCAGACUGUUUCUUUGAUCCAGGCUUAUCUGCGUUCGAUUGAAGCUUACAAUUCGCCGAUGCUACGAAUGUCCGACGCGCAACUAACCAGAUCUAUGGGAAUGGGAGAAGUCAUUCGAGAAUCUGUCAUAUCCAUCGUACACUCCAAACCGCCGCUAACCGAAGAACAGCUGCAACAACUGCAACAGCAGCAGGCAGCACCUACAGAAUCCUCGACGAACGUUUCGACAAUUGUUUCAACACCACCGCCAAUUGUUGCGCCCAUCGUCACCUCAGUCAUAAUGUCGGGGAGAAAGAGCCCGGAAAAUAGAAAACGUCAAUGCUGCAUCGUGCUCCCAAAAUGCGCCAUUUGUAACGAUAAAUCAUCGGGACUCCAUUAUGGCAUCUAUACGUGCGAAGGUUGCAAAGGGUUCUUCAAGAGAACGGUGCAGAAUAAGAGAGUCUACGAGUGCGCCAACCGCGUCGGACAGUGUACGAUUGAUAAGAAGCACAGAAACAGGUGCCAAUAUUGCAGAUUCCAAAAGUGCCUUCGCGAGGGUAUGGUAUUAGAAGCUGUGCGUGAAGAUCGCAUGCCUGGUGGACGAAACGGAUCGGCAAUCUAUAGCAUUUACAAAUCGCGCCGUAUCAAGUCUGUGACGAAGCCUGAGUCGCAGAACGAGCAGCGCCACCCAAUUCGCACAUUGCCAACCGGAAAUAAUCUGAUUCAAGAGCUAGUUGAAAUGGAUUGCCUCGAUCGUCUCAUCAACCUUCGUGGCCUUCGUAUCAACCCAGCUACCAAUUGUGAUAUCACUCCGGCUUGCAGUCGUUUGACAAGAAUAGGCGAUGAGAUUGUUGAGCAACUUGUCGAGUGGACCAAGACGUUGCCAUUUUUUGACGAGCUUCCAGUUGAGGCUCAUACUCAUCUUUUGACUCAGCGUUGGGCAGAAUUGGUUCUUCUAUCGGCUUGCUACUAUGCUUGCUCGGUCUAUACUCCAGAUUCUCCGGAUUCUACGUCAAUGAUCACUGAAACCGAUGAGAUCUCGUUUUCGAACCCAAUCGUCAACUUGCGUUUACUUCAAAAUCGUCUUUCGGCUGUUAUGGGAAAAGCAAUUCCUCUCGAGCACGUUGUCAAGGAGGCCGGCCCAUUAGUCAUUCGAUUCACCGAUCUCCUCAACUCAUUCUCGCGUCUCAAAGUGUCACCAGAAGUGUACGUCUGUGUCAAGGCUAUCACCCUUCUUCAUCUAACCACCACAACUCUCAAUGAAAACGUUGUCAAGAAGAUUAGUUUACUUCAAGAUCACUUUGUGAAGACCCUUCAGAUUCACUUGCUUCAACCAGAAGAGCAAACUAAACUCGGACAAAUUCUUGAAUGGCUUCCUGACCUCCGCAAUGCUUCAUCGGUUCUUCUCCACUCAAAGAUGUUUUACGUUCCAUUCCUACUCUGCAAGAACCCGCGUCGUCUUGUGUUCGAAGAGUAA